CCCGGGCUCUGCUCGGGGUGGCCCUGGACACCCAGGACCCUCUGCCAGCCCGCCUGGCACAGCUCUCAGCGGGAACGGGAGGUUUGGCUCCCGGCGUCCCGACGGAGCCGCGCUGAGAGAGCACGCUGCCGCCUCAGAAAGUUGGAGGAGGAGGAGGAAGAACAGGAGGAGGAGGAGGAGGUCUGCACAGCGAUGUAGACCGGAGCGUGGGACGGCAGAGCUCGUGGAAGGCGGAUCAGCUCCUCGUCGCCCAGAUUCCCGGAGCAUGGGCUAAAAGCUAUGUCCCUCUCCCGUGUGGAAAACCACUGUUUCCUGCUGUUUGUGUGCGUCUUCCAGGCGGUGUUUAUCCUCAUCCUCUACCGAGGUGGACCUUCGAACGUGUUCCGCGGGUUUUUGGACUCGCCGCAGGUUGUGGAUUACUCGAAGCCCCACGAUGUGUACACAAACCUCAGCUUGUUCACCCGGGCUCCCAAUGAGGACACUAUGCCCCUCUGCUCGGCGCGGUCGCCGGUCCUUGUUGGUCCAUUAACCAUCACCUUCAGGAUGCUCCCCAGUGAAAGGAUGAUCAUCAAAAAAAAUCCUUUCGUUCAGUCUGGUGGCCACUACAGGCCACCUCACUGCUUCGCCCGCUACAAAUCUGCCAUCCUUGUGGCCUACAGGAACCAAGAGAAGUACCUCCACCAUCUUCUCUACUACAUUCAUCCCUUCUUGCAGCGCCAGCAGCUCAGUUACACUAUCUACUUGAUUCAGCAGGUGGGGAGUGGUUCAUUUAACCGAGCAAAGCUGCUUAAUGUUGGUGUCCGGGAAGCCAUGAAGGAUGAAGACUGGGACUGCCUUGUCCUGCAUGAUGUUGACCUAGUACCUGAGAAUGACUAUAACCUCUACAUUUGUGAUGAAUACUAUCCCAAGCAUAUGGCAAGUGCCAUGGAUAAGUUUCAGUACAUUCUGCCUUACAAGACCUUUUUUGGGGGUGUAUCUGCUCUGACUCCAGAUCAUUACAUGAAGAUGAAUGGGUUUCCAAAUACAUACUGGGGUGAUGGUGGUGAAGAUGACGACAUUGCUACAAGGAUUCGGUUAGCAGGAAUGAAAAUAGUCCGGACACCACCUCACCUUGGACGCUACAAAGUGAUGAACUACGAUGAAGAGACAGAGAUGCAAGAGCCUUGGAGAAGGCCUACUUCUCAACACAACACCAGGAAAACAUGGAAAGCUGAUGGAAUGAAUUCAUUACAGUUCAGGCUCCUUUCCAGGAUAAAGCAUCCUCUUUAUACCAAGAUCACUGUGGACAUUGGAUAUGUUCCCCCAUUUUCUUAAGAGACUGAAAACAAAAGCAGAGGUUGGGUGCAGCCUGGGCACUCAGCUGCUACCUCCCCUUGUCCUGUGGAGUCUGCACCACCUGAGACUAAUCCUUUUGCCUUUCAUGCAUUUCACUUUUCUUCAAACAGUUUAAGAUUUAGAAGGACAGGCUUCAGGAAUAGGAGAUGACAGCUAAUAAACAGGCUGUGGUUUACUGUAAAAAUUGUCCAUGUCACUGUAAAACUAACUACUGAGCCAAGUCUCCUUGACAGUAAGCUGAUCCAAGCUUUCUGGAACCUUUGUUCCAUAACUGGAUAGCUCUGUCCUGCUUUGUACUUAAGUGUUAAUUAGGAUGCAAACCAUUCUGUCAGAAUGGCCUCUGAAGUGUUAUAUUUUGAGAAAGUGUUGAAGCCAGUCAUAGUUCUGUAAAUAUCUUUUGUGAAUUUGAGUAAAAUAAAUUUGAGUUCUGUGUUUGGCUUAA
This is a messenger RNA of Myiozetetes cayanensis, 1777 nucleotides long. Its product is annotated as beta-1,4-galactosyltransferase 3-like. The record is from RefSeq and is a predicted model, not a curated record. Gene Ontology annotation, molecular function: glycosyltransferase activity. Gene Ontology annotation, biological process: carbohydrate metabolic process. The transcript is spliced from 6 exons. The coding region runs from base 280 to 1314 and encodes 344 amino acids. Lineage: Eukaryota; Metazoa; Chordata; Aves; Passeriformes; Tyrannidae.